AUGGAAGCCGAGGGCGGCCUCAACUGGGGCCGGGUGGUGGCGCUGGUCGUGUUCGCCGGCAACUUGGCGGCGGCGCUGGCCGAGCGCGGCGCUCGCGACCAGACGGCCGCUCUGGCGGAGGCGCUGGCCGCCUACUUGGCCGGGGAGAAGCGAGAGUGGCUGGAGGCGCACGGCGGCUGGGUAAGCGCACGGACAAGGGGGCGGCCAGCCGGGCGGGCGGGAGGGCAGGCAGGCGCGACCCCCUUCCCUUCCCUUCCCCACCCCGCCCCCUCCCGCUCCUCCUGCGACAUCCAUGGCGCCCCCUCCCCAUCAUCACCAUUCUUUUAGGCAACCUCCCGCUUUCGCCGCCGGCUGCCGAACGGACCGAGCCUUUUCUCGGCUCGCGCAGCAAUGGCUGCGCUUCCGUCCCCGAUCUGGCCUUGGCCGCUUUCCCUUUGCCCACCCUCCCUCCUCCUCCUCCUCGCUCCCAAUGCCUGCAGCGCUGUGGGGUGGGAGGGUGAGGAAGAUGAAUCGGGUUCCCUCCCCCCCCCAUUGUUGCACGCUACCGAGCGCAAAGGAGCGCGCAACCGUAGGAAGCCGUAGCGUUCCUUUGGGUACCCCUUUCUCUUCCGGAGGUUUGGGGGGGCGGCUGUGCACGCCUUAUGGUGCUUUUGCAAUCUCACCCGCUGCGCCCCGCUUCCUGUAGCAGAGCCGGCCCGAUGCCCACCUCCCAUUCUGCAGGGCCCACCGCCCGCCCGCCCCUUCCCAGUCCUGGACGCGGACUCCUCGCUGGGAAUGACCUUGGCACGCGCGCUUCGCCAGCUGACUUCUCGCUCCGGCGCUUUAAUACGCACAUUACCUUCCCUCCUCCCGCCCCACCAUCCUCUCCAAAAAAUCUAAGGCUUUUCUUUCAUAUGGGGUGGCGAGCAGCGCCUCCUUUUGCUUCCCUCUCCCCAUAACCCCAGUACAGACCACAAGGGGAGCAGCGACGUACAGGAGAAGGGGGGGGGGGCGAGAGAAAGAGGAAUGACUGCUAGGGAGGCCUGGAUAAUUUUUUUCCCAUAUAAGGGAAGCAGAAGGCUGUGACAAACCGUGAGAAAGAGCUUUGAUCGGGCGUCUGUUCUCAUUUCUCUCUUCCCCGUCCCCCUUUCCCAUUCCAUAUUGUGGUCUUUGUCCCUCUUAAAUUAGGCUGCUUUGGUGUAUCUUGGUCUUGCAGCAACCAAAUGGGUGCCCUUGCUCAGAAACGAUGCUCCAUUUUGAGUUUUCGCUUCUGGGGCAACUGCAGGGCAUAUGCCCAGCUGGCUAGCAAUUUGCUGGGCGCUGACACAGAGAGAGCUCAGGUUCUUCCCUUGAAAUCAGUUGUACAACCAAAUGUAUCUGUUUGACCUUAACACUUGGUUGGGCGUCUUCAGAACUUGGGAUACUUUCAGAAGGACCUGGGUGGCAGGAAGACUUGAACUGAGGGGGAAGGUGUGAAAUCGAGGUGCCCUGCAAAAGCUUGGCCUGUGUCGCCUCUUUCAUUUUUGCUUUGCUUUGCUUUACGUUCUGCAAACCAUGAGCAUUUGAAACUUGCUUUAAAAAACAACAACACAACAGUGCAAAGCUUUUUUCCAAAGAAGCAAGCAGAAUCUGCAUAGAUGCAUGGGAUUCAGGCAGCUCCAUAGAUAGAAGGUAUUGGGAGUCUAGGCUGCUUGGCUACUAGCAAUCUAAUGAUGGAAGGCAGUAAAAACUUUGCUCUGAGGGUCUUCCACUGGCACAGUUUCUGCGCUGUGUUUGUACUCUGAUCUGUCAAUCUGAAAACAGCAGUGCAAAGCCCCAUGCUCUGUUCUCCUCUAUCUGGACAUGGUCUGGAGCAACAAGGUAGCUGUGUCCUUCAGCAGAGGCUGCUCCUGCAAAUGUGCGUUGGUGCACCAGACAUGGUGAUCUCACCUGUCUGCACUGCAGAUAGGGCCCCUGGGGUGGAUUUACUGGCUUCUACAUACAUGUGGGGCAUCCACCAUUCUGCAUAUCCUCUUGCUGGGUGUCCUCAAGAGGUGGACGCCUAGUCUUAAAAAACAACAGCAUCCACCCAGUGGUAACUUCAAAGGUGGCUCUAGAUGAGAGCUAUGGCUUGCCUACAGGUUUUUUAGCUCAGCAGCAGGUGCAGUGCAGCUGGCUUGCAUUAAUUUUCUUCCCGCUGUUAAUUUAGCCAUGUUGUUCAAAGCAAGAGCCAUGCCCCACAGGAAGUGUGGAUGCCCCGGGGUCAAAUGGUGGGUGGAUCUUAGCCCUUCUUCCUUAGCAAAGGAGCGUUAUUGUUAUCUCUUGCUCAGUGCAUUCAAUUAUACAAUCAUUACGACCAGCUGCAAGGAAGCUCCCCUUGGCUGGCCGAAGUGGUUUUCCAAGAGAAGGCAGUAUAAGAACAUGGGGAGCUGCUGUAUUCUGAGUCAGGCCAUUGGUCCAUCUACCUCAAUAUUGUCUACACUGACAGGCAACAGCUCUCUGGGGAUUUGGGCAGGAGUCCCAUUUCCCUUCCCAACCUGGGGGUUGAACUUGAACCCUUCUCCAUGCAAAGCCAAUGCUCUACCACUGAGGUAUAGUCCUUCACCAAAUAAAGGUGUAGCUUGAUUUCUUAGCAUGGAUAGGUGUGUUCUCCUAUAACAGAGUGGGGAACCUCAGGCCUGGGAGAUCAGACGUGACCCUCCAGGCCUCUCUGUUUGGUCCUUGGGACUUUCCUCCAGGCCACAUCACUCACAAGCCCUGCUUCAAACCUUCCUUGAUUGUGUUUGCCUGCCUUGUCCUUGAAUGCCGAGCAUGUUGCUUAUGUGUCUGGAAGGUCAGAUAAGAGAGCUGUUAUGUCUUGAAACUAGCCUGUUGUGCAAAGGAAUUUGCCUCCAUUGCUCUGCCCACUUUUGACACUGACCUGCAGCCCCAGGAAGGUUGCAGAGAAGAGUGCAUAUAUGAUCCUCGGGCUGAAAAGGCUUCUCCAUCCCUGCCCUGCAGGCUUUGGGGAUGUAUCUUUGCAAAGGAAGACUGGGAAAAGUCUGAGCCACCUCUUCUUCAUCCCAUCACAGCUUGAAUGAAGACUGCCCCUUUGAAGAGUGGGCUAGAAAGAGUGUGGCUGGUACCCUGUUUGUUGGAUUUAUUUCAUAAAAUGUAUACACCGCUUGAAUGUAAAAAGAACAACAACCUUCAAAGCAGUUUACAAAAGAUAAAACAACCCUGUUUUAAAACAUACAAAAGUUAAAAUACUAAAACAGAUUAAAAUUGCUCAACUUUCUAAGCAUCUGGGUAGGCUUAUCUAAACAGAAAUGUUUUUAGCAGGUGCUGAAAACAGUACACUGAAAGCACCACCAUGAUCUCUAGGCAGGGAGUUCCAAAGUUGUAGGCACUGCUAAACGAUUUGGGUUAUUACAAAUGUGAAACGGGUAUUUCAUGGCACCUGUACACCAGGGAAUAUCUUGCAUGUUGCCAUUGUACUUGAGAUCAUAGAAAACUGAACUGGCAUCUGAGUUCUACAAAAUGGGUUCUUGUAAUACUGAUAGGAGCUAUCACAGUUUUGCCUAAACCUUGAUUGCAGUGUUAGAAACUCAGAUAUAUAAGCUAGGCGCCAAAUGGCUCCUUAAACCAGGGUUACAGUUGCCAAAAUGGACUGUCUGGUUGCUGAUUUGAGGCCAGGUGGCUUGAUAGUUGUAUUUUUCAAGACAACUUUUUGGUUCCUGAAAUUCAUUCUGAUUGUUCAAAUAAAAUAUAACGGACAGAAUUCUACAGGAUGUGUUGCUAGUGUGUGAAAGCAGUCAAGAUCCAAGGAUCCCCAGGCAUGCACCUCCAGAUGGUGGAGACGUCAGACGCCAUCCUGGCACCCAGGCAUCUUCACUUGGUCACAGGCAGCUGAUAGCCAGCUGCAAAAUGCGCCUGGCAAAUUUCAAAUGCUGGUUGACUGAUGAAAGUUCUAUGUAGCUGAUAUCGUGUACAUACAUAUAAGAUGCUAAGAUACUCAGGAGUCUGGCCAUUUGGGAUUUAAAAUAUGAGUACGUUGGAAGCUUUAUCUGGAACAAAGUGUGUCACCCGUGGCUAACAUCUUGCAAUCAACUUGGCUUCCUCUUGCUGCUGUUGCGCUUCAACAACUCCCAUCAGCCCCAGCCAUCUUGGCCAGUGGUAAGGGAUGACUGGAGCCUAGUAGCAACAGCUGGAGGGCACCAUGUUGGCUGUCCUGGUGCACAGAAUAGGUGUUACAAGCUCAACAACCGGUCGUGUAUGAACUGUAUUCUGGACCAGCUGAAAUGGCAGUGAUGCGCUCAAGGGCCAAACCAAUGGCAAGUCACCUACGUGCGGCUUGCAAGAGCCUAACAGUUGCACAGUUGGUCAAGGAAGCUUUGUUUUGUGCAAAGUGCUUUGUUGUUGUUGCCAAGUACAGAAUGCUUUGUAUAAAUACACUAGCCGGCAACAACCAACUAGGGCUGGGCGAUAACAGCUUUUCAGAAUCACGGUUUAUCGCCAGCUAAACAUCAUGGUUUGACGUUAUACCGCGAUGCUGAAAAAACAAAGGUGCGUUGGCCUCUGCCCACGAGACACUGGGUGAAACUACUCCAGCUCUCAACUCAAGAGCUGAGGCGGUUUCACCCAGGCACUCGUGGGCUGGGCAUGCACCACUCAGCUGGGGGGAGGGAAGGUUCCCCCUCCCCAGCUGAGACAGCCCCGGUGCUCUCGCCACUUGCAAGCGGAGCAUCAGGGCUCCUUUAACUGCUUGCUGUAGGGAGUCCCCACUCUGCCACCGGCUUGUGGGAGCCAGCACUGUGCUGGGGGAUCCUUUAACUACUGGACUGAGGCAAGGGUAGCUGCACAGUCCUAAGUUGAGCAAUUUAAAGAUGAAGAGGGAGGAACAAGCUGUAUCGGCACCUCACAGCUUGUUUCUCUCUCUGCGCCAUAUGAGGGCAGAGUGGGGUGGCGGUUUCACUCGAUAUAUCACAGGUGAAACCACUGCUACUCCUAAGUCCCUUGCUCUUGGCGCCUGCUGGAGGAAGGAAUUCUUGACCCCCUUCAGUGGACACUGCUAGCAGAGGGACCCGGGAGCUGUGGCAGUUUCACCAGCAAUGUACUGCUGAGUGAAGCCGACAUUGCAGUCUGCUCCUUAUACCGGUCCUAGGUGGAUAUAUCGCCCAGGCUUACAACUGACUUAGCAUGACUACUGGGUCUAGUCUCUGUGGAGCUACGAGUGUUGGGCAUGGAGGGGGAAUGGAUCUGUGGCCAAUAUUAGAAACUCAGAUAUGUAAGCUAGUCACCAAAUGGCACCUUAAACCCAUGUUGCAGUCGCCACAACAGUAUGUCUAGGCACCAUUCCCUCUCCACCCCCAGUGGGGUUCAUUAUUAUUAAUUUCACUUCUAUACUGCUUUAUAUUUUAAAGAAAAAACCUCAAAGUGGUUUAUAACACAUUAAAACAAUCCAGAAUAAAACAAAUUUAAGAUUCAAGGGAAAUACUGCAGACCCGUCUCUAAGUGACAUUUCCCUUUCCCCAUAUUUACACACCUACUUAAUUUAUAGAGCUGCCCCACAGCAGAAGAACUCUAGGAAGGCAGUGUGGUGUAGUGGUUAGAGUGUUGGACUAGGAGCUGGGAGAUAGGGGUUCAAAUCCCCAGUCAGUCAUGAAGCUAAGGGGGUGACCUUGAACCAGACACAGCCUCUUAACCUACCUCACAGGGUUGUUAUAGGGAUUAACUGAGGAGGAGUGGUGAGCCAUGUACUGCUUGUAGGAAAAGGGUGGGAUAUAAAUGCAGUAAAUAAGUUUAUCUGCUUAGCUGUUUAAGAAAGCUGGAGAUGCCAGCCAGAGGGAGAUCUCCUGAGAUCACAUGGUCACAGUUGGCACCUGGCACCUGGCUAAUUUCUAACGGUGCCUGUGGCCCUGGGCUUAUGAGAUGUAAGCAAGUGUCUAACUCUCCAAGGACAACCUUCCAACUUGUGCCCUUCGGCAGCUUGGGGUUCUGGAGGUCCUGCGUGCUGUGCAAUUCCUGGUCUUGAUCCCACAAGGAAAGGGUGAAGCUUGGUGGCAGAGCAUCAUUCUUGCACCCAUCAUCCACAGUCAGCAGGGACAGCAGUCGGGGAUGAUGGGAGUGGUAGUCGAGCAACAUCUGGGAACCCGAGGUUGAGAGGGGCUGGUGUAGGCAAUACUGAUCAAGGGGAUGACUCCGUAUAAGGCAUGUUUCUGUGAGUUAAGGGGGCACCUGCAUGGAACAGGGUUGAGGGUUGGGACUUCAGGGUGGAAUUCCAUUCUGUCUGAGAGUGCUAGGUGGGCCAGCAUGGUGGGGAGCAGUGAGAUCAUGGAGCCGCUGCUGUCCUUGGGGGUUGUGUUGGUGUGUCGGUUCUCCCAUGCUGACUCCUGCCUGCUUUAUUGAGGCAGGGGAGUCUUGCGCUUCGAGCGAACGUCUUAACAUCUGGCGCUGGAGCUCCCAAAGUAGGCCUGUGGUGAUGUGGCCUUGCUCCCUGUCUUGCUGCCUAGCCCUGUAGUUUUCCUGCUGACACGUACGAAAGCCGCGAAACAGAAAGACCACAAUUGGAAUACAUUAUUCCAAGUAAGCUGAUGAAGGCAGAAGCAGCUGGCAAUUCUUUUUGGAAGUUCCCUAGCUGAAGAAGCGCAGAUUUAUUUUUCUUCUUCAUCAUCAUCUUCUGGGGCUCGUGUGGGAGAGAGGUGCAGCAGGACCGGCUGGUCGUGCUGCCCCAGCUCUCAUAAAAACCACGGGCCAAGCCUGCGGCUGUUAAACUGGCUUAUGGGAAGCUGUUUUGGAUGCGAGUUUCUGUUGAGGCAGAGGAAUGGCAUUCCCCUGGGGCCCUGUUGAAAAGUUGUGUUUGUGCAUCAGACCAGCGCAUAAGCAGGGUUGCUCCGUGUGGCCGCGCCCCUGGGGUUGCGUGCGCCAGCCAGCUUUCCCCUGCAGCAUGAAUGUCUGCAGGAACACAGGAAGCCUUCGUGUUCCAUGACACGCCCUUGGUCCAUGUAGCUCAGUAUUGGCUACACUGACUGGCAGCAGCUCUCCAGGAUUUCAGGUAGGAUUCUCUCAGCCCUGUCUGGAGGAUCUAUGGGUUGAAGCUUCUGUGUGCAGGGCAAAUGCUCUAUCACUUAGCUAUGGGUCCUUCCACAUAGGAGGAGGCCUUCGAGCAUCCCUGGCAGAGAGCCAGUGUGGCGUAGUGGUUAAGAGCGGUAGUCUCGUAAUCUGGGGAACCGGGUUCGCGUCUCCGCUCCUCCACAUGCAGCUGCUGGGCGACCUUGGGCCAGUCACACUUCUUGAAGUCUCUCAGCCCCACUCACCUCACAGAGUGUUUGUUGUGGGGGAGGAAGGGAAAGGAGAAUGUUAGCCGCUUUGAGUCUCCUGAAGGGGAGUGAAAGGCGGGAUAUCAAAUCCAAACUCUUCUUCUUCUUCUUCUGGGCGUGCAGGAUGUGUGGCCGCCAGGGGAUGGCACUGUUUGGCACAUGGCACUCAGUGCCGCCUGCUCGCAUGUUGUCCUUGCUUGUGUGUAUACAGGCUCAAAGGGACCUGAGUAUUGGGCGAUGUAGGUUAAAGUGGGUCAUGGUGCAACAGCCAGCACAAGUAUUAGCUUCUCCCAGUGGCCAACUCCAUGCCUAGUGGAAACCCCUGAGUGCAACUCUCCCCAGUUGUGAUUCCCAUGUCUCCAGCGGUGCAGGUCAGACAAAGCCAACACAGUUGUCUGUCACAGGCCUCUAGCAGCUUUGCUCUCCCUCCUUUCCCAGGGAUCUACCUGAAACGGGAGAGAACACUGCCAACAAAAGCCUUUGUUUGGUCUUGGAUAUAAUCGGAAUGAGAGGGAGAGGGAGAAUAUUUUAGAUUCUUAAGUGCUUGGCGUCCUUCCAAGCCUUGUUAUAACUAAAGAACUCCAGCUUCCCACCGCCCCUUGACAGAGAGGCUUGUUGUGAGCAUGUUCAGGAAUUCCUGAGUUAACAUAACUUUUUAUAUAGCCUUGAGCAAAACUCCUCUCUCUUGAAUGUAACCGAGGUCAUCAUGAAUGGGUACAAAAAUAAAGGAAGGAGAAACAUCCCUUGCUAAUCUGAUGGGUCAGCAAUUAUAAAGGAAUGACUUUCCUUAUUGUUUUUUCCCCUGCCCCAAGCAGAAAUGCCUCUUUCCUUAUGUUAACUGUAAGGGGUUUCGGUUCUUUCUCCCGCCCCCACUCCUUUCAGUGUAGAGUUUCUUGCCUCUCCCGAAGAAUCUGGUGCUAACCAUUGUUGAGUGGGUGAGGGUUUAAACCUCUGCCAGGAAUGUUGAAUAAUCAACUUCAAAGCAACUAUUUCCCACAGUACUGCGGGUAAAGAAUACAGAGAAACCUGCAUUCAGUUCUCGGUUUUCAAGCAGGCCAAGUAAAAAGUCCAUUCAAAGCAGCUUCUUUGGCUGGAUGAGGAAUCUGCCCCACUUCACUCCCCACCAAAGCACCUUUGUAAUCCUAUUCUGCAGAGGACCAGUGCCCCAAAGCACCUACUUCACAAAGGAAGGCAUAAAAGAAUGUCGUGGACAAAAGCUUCUUUUUCUGUCCCCUGUGAAAGGUGUAACCAGAUCCCAUUUCCUGGCUAUGUGCAAGGAUCUGCUUUGAAGCUUGCAGAUCCAGUCUGUGGCAGAUGAGCUAUGGGAGGGACAUGUGUCACAUGGUCAGACCACAUGACUGUCUCACAUGCGUUUGGAAACCACUGUGUCCAGCACUUUCCAGCACACACACGCACACGGCUGUGGUGCUCAUGUGGAUUUUGCACAUGGUGCUCUCUCAUCUCUGUGCUAUACCUAUAAAGGAAAUAGUAUUCAGAGUCUUAUGUGCCCUGCCCUAUUUUGUGUUCCGCUGAUGCCAUUUACUGCGUCAGUUCUGUAGCUUUGAUUCCCAACAACGCUGGCCUUGUUCCAGAAGAUGGCAGGUGGGAUGGGGUUGCCAUUGAUUGUGGCAGAAAGGCAAGGCUUUGUGUGGUUCCUCUUUGUGCGCUGGGCUUCCAGCAGCAGCCCAGUGUGCUUGCUUGGUUGUGACUCUUACACAGAAGCAAGGAUUUGAGGUCAGUGCUCUUCACCCUCAGAGGCUGAGGGGGAAAGUUGAAGAAAAAAGUACCUACUAACUGCUGGGUCCUGCUCCUAGAAAUUAAUGCUAAAGGUUAGAAAUCAUAGAAUUGUAGGGUUGGAAGAGACCCUGAGGAUUAUCUUGUCCAAUGCAGGAAUAUGCAGUUGUCCCCAUACAGGGAUCGAACCUGCAACCUUGGCAUUAUCAGCACUAUGCUCUAAGCAACUGAGCUAGAGAGGAGAACAAAUACAGAAGCCCAGACUAGACACUGCUCUCAUGUGGUUUUCAAAUAAAAUUGUUGGCUGUUGAUCUCUUCUUGCCCUUAAUGUCUUUUGGAACUUGCAGUUUCUCUUUUUAAUCAUAAAGCUCUUUAAAAAAACAGCAAAACAGCAACACCCAAGGUUCAACUAAUUGCCCUGCUGGUGAUUCUUAAGCAGUUUGUGGCUGAUUGUUAUGGCAAUAAAAUGUGGAAGGGGGAUCUUGUUUCCAAAGCUCCUGCCUUAAGGAUCUGGAUUUUGAUUCUGCUUUGGAAAACCCAUUGUACGUCCAAGCAAGUAGCUGCAAAAGGUGACUGGCUUAAUUGUGCCCUCUCCAUAGAGGAGCUGAGGGCUUGACUCCCCUUCUGUAGGCAGCCCACCUGAAUGCUAAUGACCCCACAGCAGCUGCUGGCCAGGAGUGUAAACUGACAUUCAGUGGAAAAUGCCCCCAUUGUUUGCACAAAUUAAAGUGUAAAGAACAAAGUUCCGGAAGAAAUUAAGAGCAUAACUUGUUUACAUAGACAUCUGCCAAAUAGGAGUUCAAACAUGACCAUCUGGAGUCGUAUUACUGCUGUUCUUGAUUAUUCAGAAGAAAGAUCUGGCCGUGCAGCUGCCAGUUCCUUUCUGUCAUAGGGCAGCACUGAACUGAGUGGCUCAUGGGCCUAAGCGGGACUGGAUUAACUAUUUCGGCUGUCAGAGCGGAAGGGUCUUAGCUCAGUGGUAGAUCAUCUGUCUUGCAUACAGAAGGCCCCAGGGAGGGCUGGGAGAGACCUCCCCCUCUGAAAUCCUGAGAGCCACUACUGGUUAGAGUUGAUGAUACUAAGGUAGAAGGACCAAUGGUUUUGAUUCGGUGUAAGGCAGGUUCCUGUGUUCCUUAGAAAUUUUCAUGCCCUCAGUUUGCCAGCUGAGAGACAGGAGAAGAAGAAAAGCACUUGAAGGAAAUGAAUGCAGAUUAUCUCUGUACACUUGGUAACUUUCAGAUAAGUUGUUCUUGUUGCUGUAUUUAGCCUCCAAUUAGCCUCAUGAUCUUAAUCUAGGCCUGAGUCCAGGGCACAUGAAAUGGUGGUGUUUGAGAGCAGUGUUUGAAGUUCCCCAGGCACAUCUUGCACCUGACCAUCAACCACUUGUGACCAAAUGGAGAUUUCCGGGUACCAGGAUGGCACCUGACUUCCCCACCAUCUGGAGGUGCAUGCCUAGGGGAUAACUGAAACAUUGACUGAUUUCAAACAUAGCAGCACAUCCUGUAGAAUUCUGCCCUUUACAUUUUAUCUGCACAAUCAGAAUGAAUUUUGGGAACCAGAAUGCAUUUUCUGUGCAGCCUGAGCAGGAGCAGUCAAGAAACGUUACUGUAAAUUGUUGUGGCUUGUCUUUGCUUACCCCACUGCCCUGCUCACAGCUGUGAUGAAGAUUCUUACGUUAUGAAUGGUCUGUGUAACCAUUAAGCAAAAGAGGUAGGGAUAGGCCAAUAUAUAUGUGGACUGUCCCUGGUUAAAGUGAUUUUUCUUCUGUAAGUUCUCAACCCCUCAAGGUUAUCAUCUGAACUAGCCACAUAUUUAACUGAAAAUCACAGUCAGGCCAUCAUUUGAAAAAUAAUGCUUUAGAGCCAUCUUCCCCCAAAAUGGCAAAUAGACAUUCCAUUUUGGUGAAUGUAACCUUGGUUUAAGGAGCACUUUGGCACCUAGCUUCUGUAUUUUGAGUUUCUAGCACUGGUUUAGAAACUGUUGAUUGGCUCGUUGCUUGUGCGUUUGCCACCCUGGAAGCCUUUUGGAAGAAGAGGGGGCUAUAAAGUUAAUAAAUAAAUAAGACUUUGUUCUCUUCUUUCCUAGGAUGGCUUCUAUCACUUCUUCAACAAACAUGGCUCGGAUGCAGCUGACCAGAACAGUACCAUAAGCAAUGCUAUAAUGGCGGCAGCUGGCUUUGGCUUGGCUGGGCUGGCCUUCCUCCUGGCGGUGCGAUAA
This is a messenger RNA of Podarcis lilfordi (Lilford's wall lizard), 11207 nucleotides long. The record is from the annotation of a GenBank genome assembly. Lineage: Eukaryota; Metazoa; Chordata; Lepidosauria; Squamata; Lacertidae.